Messenger RNA from Corylus avellana, 510 nucleotides. RefSeq lists its product as uncharacterized. The record is from RefSeq and is a predicted model, not a curated record. Lineage: Eukaryota; Viridiplantae; Streptophyta; Magnoliopsida; Fagales; Betulaceae.
AUGAGCCGGGAGGUUCUGCUGCGAUCUCUGGCAGAGAGUAGGCGGCAGACAACGCUGGCGGAGAAGGCGAAGGACAGGCGGCGGAUAGGGGAGGUGGCAGGAGGGACGGCGGCGGAGUGCGCUGCGAUAUGCUGCUGCUGUCCGUGCAGCGUAAUGAACCUGCUCAUCCUGGCCGUCUACAAGGUCCCCGCCGGUCUGUGCAGGAAGGCCUGGAAACAGAAAAAACGUCAGCGUUUGAUCAAGAAGAAGAAGCCGUCGAAGCAGAUGACGAUGACGACGGGCCUGCUGUCGCACAGGCCCGGGAGUGCCGUUGCUGUCUCCACGCUCGCGGAAUUUGGCGCGGCGGAGAUGAUGAAGAGGCCGAGUGGCGAUGAAGACAAAGAGGAUGAUGAGAAGGGCGAUGGAGCAACGGAGGCCGUCGAUUUGGAAAAGGAAAUGCGGGACCGGUUCUUUGGGGGUGGAUUCUGGAGGAGUCCGUCUCAGAGAGAAACGUCAGGACAGUACGCAUAA